CAGUAGUCGUAAAUAUCCAGCAGAGGGCGAAUAGAAAACUCUGGAGGCGCACAGUCACAUCGACCUAAAGGCUCGGUUCCUGCCAUGGGCUUCUCGACGGCUGCGGUCCGGUACCUGCGUCCGGCUGCGCUCUGCGCCUCUUUGCGCCCCGGAGCGUCCGCGGCGGUGUCCGCCACAAGAAGCCUGAGCGUCCCGACGACGAACGAGGAGAAGACCAAGGACGAGCUGCCGGGACCCAGUGUGUCCACGACCCUGUACUGGUUGUUCGUUAAAGGAUAUGCGAAGAACAGUCACUUGUUGCAGGGGCUACAGAAGAGUCUGUACGGGCCCAUGUGGCGGUCCCGAUUCGGCCCAUUCGAUGUGAUCAACGUGGCGUCACCAGAGCUCAUCGCUCAGGUGAUCCAACAGGAAGGACGCUACCCGGUGCGAUCGGAGCUUCCACACUGGAAGGAGUACAGGGAGCUGAGAGGACAGGCCUACGGUCUGCACGUGGACACAGGACCGGAGUGGUACCGGAUCCGCAGCGUCCUGAACCCCAAGAUGCUGAAGCUGCCGGAGGUGUUUGCGUUCGCCCCCAUCAUUAACCAGGUGGUGGACGACCUGCUGCAGCGCGUGGAGCUGCUCCGCAGUCGGAGCCGGGACCGAACCACGGUCUCGGAUCUGUCGGCCGAGCUCUAUAAGUUCGGCUUUGAGGGUAUGUCCUCCAUCCUGUUUGAGAGCAGGCUGGGCUGCCUGCAGGAGGAGAUCCCCCAACAAACCCUCAGGUUCAUUGCUGCUGUCAACGACAUGCUGACGCUGUCUGACAUGGUGAUCCUGUUCCCGCGCUGGACCCGCAGCGUCCUCCCCUUCUGGAAGCGCUUCGUCCAGGCCUGGGACAACCUUUACAACAUAGCAAAGGAGCUCAUCGACAGGAGGAUCUCUGAACUGGAGGCCCAGGUUCAGCGCGGGGAACCGGCUGAGGCCACGUAUCUGACCCACCUGAUGUCAUCAGACAAACUGAGCCGCGCAGAGAUCUACGUGACGGUCACCGAGCUGCUGCUGGGGGGGGUCGACACGACAUCCAACACCUUGUCCUGGACUUUGUAUCAUUUAGCUCGGGACCCCGCUGUCCAGGAUCGACUGUACAGGGAGGUGAACGGUGUGUGUCCUGACAGACGUGUGCCAACCACCGACGAGCUGAGCUGCAUGCCGUAUCUGAAGGCCGUCGUCAAGGAGACGCUACGACUGUAUCCUGUGGUGCCUGGAAACGGGCGUUUCAUUUCAGAGAACGAGGUGCUUGUGAACAACUACCGCUUCCCGAAGAAGACUCUCUUCCACCUGUGUCACUACGCUGUGUGUCACGACGAGCACCAGUUUGUCCACGCGCAGCGCUUCCUGCCGGAGCGGUGGCUCCGGGCCGAGCAGGGCUCCGCCGGGUCCUACCAGCACCACCCGUUCAGCUUCAUCCCGUUCGGCGUGGGCGUGCGAGCCUGCGUGGGGAAGAGGGUGGCGGAAAUGGAGAUGUACUUCACGCUGUCCAGGCUGAUGCAGCACUACCAGGUCCUGCCUGAAGACGGAGCGGCAGCCGUGAAGCCUAAAACUCGGAUCUUGCUCAUUCCAUCCAAACCAAUCAACCUGCGCUUCCUGGCCAGAGCCUGAGCGGCUGAGGAGCCUGUAGAGCUUCCGGGAGACGAGGAGGAGCUGAGGGUUUGAUCCUGCAGGUUCUGCAUGUUAAGGGCACACGCAUUUGUAUGAUGUGUUUUCUAGCUUGCUGCUCUGAGUGAUGAGAGAUCAUCACUGUCAUUGUAAUCUGUGUGUGGAUGUUGUUUCCAGUUUCUUGUUUUCUUCUAGUAUUGUCGAGUUAAGGCUAAUCAUGAAAGUGAAAGCCUGCUUUCAAAACUAUGCGCUUCAUGAUUUUGCUUCAGCAAAACAAUUCAACUCACUUUUUUUUAUAGCACCAAUUCACAACAAAAGUUACCUCAAAGCAUUUAAAAGGUUUAAGACAAAAGAAAACCUUUGGGUGAAGUCAAGACAGAAAAGGUAAAACCAAAUUCAUGCAUCAUGUACUGUUUUCUAAGAGAAGAUUUACGCAGGAAGAGAGAAAGCAAUGCAAAGAAGGCAAAUGAAGAAAACAUUAAAAGGUUCUGACUGGUAAAAACAAAUACGCAGCACAGUGUUUUUUUAGAAAACAAGGUAGAAAUAUUAGGCUGGGCAAAUAAAAAAGCAAAAUGGUGCAGCAAGAGGUGAGUCAGCUCUGUAACAUCAUGAAAUACUGGAGUCUCAGUCUCACAGCUUCCUUUCAUUUUCUUAUUGCUUCAGUACUUUUGUAAUACUUAACACGUUUGCUUUUACUUUACCUGACUUUUAUUUUCAUGUGCCUUUGUUAAUCUCACACACUGAGUUAGGAACUCUAACAUAAAAUGUCUUGUCCUUUUCACAUUUUCAGGAGUCACUCUCCUGACUCUAGACCCACUGGACCAUUGUGCUUUACUUCUUUGAGCAUUUGAGCUGUGAACACACUGCCUCCCUCUGCUGGACACAUCUGAACAGUAAAAUGAUCUAAUGUACAAACUUGCGACAUUAAAUAUUGUCAAAUGGA
Molecule: messenger RNA, 2578 nt
Organism: Betta splendens (Siamese fighting fish)
Lineage: Eukaryota; Metazoa; Chordata; Actinopteri; Anabantiformes; Osphronemidae
Product: sterol 26-hydroxylase, mitochondrial
Exons: 10
Coding region: 85-1638 (517 amino acids)
Biological process (GO): cellular response to peptide hormone stimulus; cortisol metabolic process; C21-steroid hormone biosynthetic process
Cellular component (GO): mitochondrial inner membrane
Molecular function (GO): oxidoreductase activity, acting on paired donors, with incorporation or reduction of molecular oxygen; heme binding; iron ion binding
Source: RefSeq, a predicted model, not a curated record